Molecule: messenger RNA, 1995 nt
Organism: Nerophis lumbriciformis (worm pipefish)
Lineage: Eukaryota; Metazoa; Chordata; Actinopteri; Syngnathiformes; Syngnathidae
Source: RefSeq, a predicted model, not a curated record
AUGAAGUCAGCUGACCUCAGUUUGCUGCUGUCACGCACUACAGCGCGCAUCGUUUUCUCUCGAAGCAAGACAGCAAAACCGCAGCUUCGUGACCUCACGAAGCAUUGAAAUAUUUGUCCUUCCAGUUUAAAUCCAGUGACAAUGGACACAUCCAAGCUGCCUAAAAUCCGGGAUGAGGACCGGGAAAGCCAGUUUGGAUACGUGCAUGGAGUCUCCGGACCAGUGGUGACGGCGACCGCCAUGGCAGGGGCGGCCAUGUACGAGCUGGUUCGCGUGGGUCACAGCGAGUUGGUGGGAGAGAUUAUCCGACUGGAGGGAGACAUGGCCACCAUCCAAGUCUAUGAGGAGACAUCCGGCGUGUCGGUCGGCGAUCCGGUGCUACGUACCGGGAAGCCUCUUUCUGUGGAGCUGGGUCCGGGAAUCAUGGGCUCCAUUUUUGACGGCAUCCAGCGGCCCCUGAAGGACAUCAACGACCUUACGAAAAGCAUCUACAUCCCAAGAGGAGUCAACAUUGGAUCGCUCAACAGAGAUAUCAAAUGGGAGUUCUCACCCGUUAAGAGUCUGCGGGUCGGCAGUCACAUCACAGGUGGAGACAUCUACGGAAUGGUGUUUGAGAAUUCUCUUAUUAAGCACAAGAUCAUGCUUCCACCCAAAAACAGAGGCACCGUAACUUACGUGGCUCCACCAGGACACUAUGACCUCUCUGAUGUAGUGAUGGAGCUCGAAUUCGAAGGUGUGAAGGAGAAGUUCACCAUGGUCCAAGUGUGGCCUGUCAGACAAGUGCGGCCAGUCACGGAGAAGCUUCCUGCUAAUCACCCGCUGCUUACCGGACAGAGAGUCCUGGACGCCCUUUUCCCGUGCGUCCAGGGAGGAACCACAGCCAUCCCUGGCGCUUUUGGCUGUGGGAAGACUGUCAUCUCUCAGUCGCUUUCCAAGUACUCCAACAGCGACGUCAUCGUCUAUGUCGGCUGUGGGGAGCGCGGUAACGAAAUGUCGGAAGUGCUGCGAGACUUCCCUGAGCUGACAAUGGAAGUGGAUGGUAAGACUGAGAGCAUCAUGAAGCGGACGGCGCUGGUUGCCAACACCUCCAACAUGCCCGUAGCUGCCCGAGAAGCCUCCAUCUACACAGGCAUCACACUUUCUGAGUAUUUCCGAGACAUGGGAUACAACGUCAGCAUGAUGGCCGACUCCACGUCCCGAUGGGCCGAAGCUCUCAGGGAGAUUUCGGGACGUUUAGCUGAGAUGCCUGCUGAUAGUGGCUACCCGGCCUACCUGGGCGCCCGUCUGGCCUCUUUCUAUGAACGGGCCGGAAGGGUGAAGUGUCUGGGCAACCCCGAGAGGGAAGGCAGCGUCAGCAUCGUUGGAGCUGUCUCGCCCCCUGGUGGUGACUUCUCUGACCCCGUUACCUCAGCCACACUUGGUAUCGUCCAGGUGUUCUGGGGUCUGGAUAAGAAGCUGGCUCAGAGAAAACACUUCCCCUCGGUCAACUGGCUCAUCAGUUACAGCAAGUACACGCGUGCCCUAGACGAGUACUACGACAAACAUUUUGCCGAGUUUGUGCCGCUGCGCACCAAGGCUAAAGAGAUCCUACAGGAGGAGGAAGACCUGGCUGAGAUCGUGCAGCUUGUCGGGAAGGCGUCACUGGCGGAAACGGAUAAGAUCACUCUGGAAGUGGCCAAGCUGAUUAAAGACGACUUCCUGCAGCAGAAUGGCUACACACCUUACGACAGGUUCUGUCCCUUUUACAAGACUGUGGGGAUCCUAUCCAACAUGAUCGCGUUCUAUGACAUGUCACGCCAUGCAGUGGAAACCACAGCGCAGAGUGACAACAAGAUUACUUGGGCAAUGAUCCGGGAGCACCUGGGAGAAAUACUAUAUAGGAUCAGCUCCAUGAAAUUUAAGGACCCGGUGAAGGACGGCGAGGCCAAGAUAAAGGGCGAGUACGCACAGCUGCUGGAAGACAUGCAGAACGCCUUCCGUACUUUGGAAGAAUAG